AUGAGGCUAUUUUUAACCCGGGGUGGGAUGUAUUUAUUGUUUCAGCCUAAGGGGAAGGAGGGAUUGCCUCUGAGACACCUCUCGCAGCAACAUCAGUGCCUGUGCGAAGCCAUGGCACCCAAGAAAGCCAAGAAGAGGAUUGAAGGUGCUAAUUCCAACGUCUUCUCCAUGUUUGAGCAGGCCCAGAUCCAGGAAUUCAAAGAGGCAUUCACCAUCAUGGAUCAGAAUCGGGAUGGCUUCAUAGACAAGGCAGAUCUAAGAGACACCUUUGCUGCACUCGGGCGCCUGAACGUGAAGAACGAGGAGAUUGAGGAGAUGAUAAAGGAGGCGCCCGGCCCAAUCAACUUCACCGUGUUCCUCACCAUGUUUGGGGAGAAACUCAAGGGAGCAGACCCAGAGGAGACGAUCCUGAAUGCAUUCAAGGUGUUUGAUCCAGAGGGAAAAGGACUGAAAUCUGCCUACAUCAAAGAAAUGCUGAUGACACAGGGCGAGAGGUUUUCCCAGGAAGAGGUGGAGCAGAUGUUCGCAGCCUUCCCUCCAGACAUGUCUGGCAACCUGGAUUACAAAAACCUCGUCCAUGUCAUUACACACGGUGAAGAGAAGGACUAACCCAUGGUCUCUGGGCACUGCGAGAUCACCUCAGGUCCCUGUGCCUCCUUCCCUGGGGAACACACGAAUGGCAUCCACAUUAAACUGCCUUUUGGCAAGAGGGAAUCCAGCCGCUGGUGUGAGCGGUGCUUGGGCUUCUGUAGUGUGUCUGUGCGGUGUGUCUGUGCCCUUGGAUCCCUCCCAGACCCUCACCCCAGCGUCACAGCCCCACUGCACAUCAUCCUCCUGUGCCCUCAGUCCCUCUGCCUCAACAUGACCCAGCCUGGCCUACCUCCCAGCCCCAAACAGCCUGUUCGGCACCGAGCUGUGGCAAGCAGCCAUCCGGUCCC
This is a messenger RNA of Strigops habroptila (Kakapo), 938 nucleotides long. It is a transcript of the gene MYL2, whose product is annotated as myosin light chain 2. Lineage: Eukaryota; Metazoa; Chordata; Aves; Psittaciformes; Psittacidae. Gene Ontology annotation, molecular function: calcium ion binding. The record is from RefSeq and is a predicted model, not a curated record. Gene Ontology annotation, biological process: cardiac muscle contraction; heart development; muscle cell fate specification. Gene Ontology annotation, cellular component: cytoplasm; myofibril.